Molecule: messenger RNA, 972 nt
Organism: Ilex paraguariensis (yerba mate)
Lineage: Eukaryota; Viridiplantae; Streptophyta; Magnoliopsida; Aquifoliales; Aquifoliaceae
Source: the annotation of a GenBank genome assembly
AUGACGUUAGCAACCGGAGGCCGCAACAGAUUGACUCCUCAUGGGCUUCAAUUCGGUGCAAUUGGUUUCCGAUUUGGAGUUCAUUUUUGGAAGAACAUCGGAGAAUUUUUUCCGGUUGGUCUAAAUUCUGCUCAUUGUGGGUGUCGAGGUGUUCUUGUAGGGCAUGGUGGGUUCUCCUUUGGUUCUGAUAGGUUUUGUUCUGGUUUGAUUGAAGGUUUCCUGUGGACAAGUUCUCUUCUAAUUCGAUUGAAGGCUUGCUAUUGGUUUUCUUCUAGUUCUAAAAGGUUCUUUGUCUGCACAUUUGGUUCUCUUUUGUCUUUUCUCGCCAUCAUGUAUGUGCUUUGCUUCCGUAUGAGAUCCGUGGUGAUUGUUCCUCGUCUGAAAUCACAACUUCUUCUCAUGGGUAUUGAGGAAAUCUUGCGGCAUCCAUUGAAUGCAUUAAGGGUGUGCCUUCCAUCCAUAGUAGAGGAAUUUCUUGGGCAGGCCAAAGCAGCUCGGCUUUUUUCUUUUUCUGAGACCUUUGUUCUUGAUGGUUUGCUGGAAUCCGAACUUUCCAGGGCUUUUGGUGGAGUAGAAAGGCUUGACAUGUUCUUCCCAUUUGACCCAUGCUUAUUGAAGAUGUCUGACAGAUUCAUCCGGCCAAUCUUCAUUUACUGGUCAUUGGUCAGGCCUAAUUAUUUUGGUGGCGAAGAUGAUGAAUUAAGCAGUGAUGAAGAUGUUGCCGAGGAUCGGUUUUAUAGAAACAAAAUGAAUGUUGAGGGUGGUAUAACUGGCACAAGCUUUGACGAGGAUGAUGGAAUCGGCAGAAGUUUUGAGGAGGAUGAUCCUGAUCUUGAUGAAUUUGACUAUUCACUGAACAAAAUGUCCAUAACACCCAAGAAUUCCCUGAAUUACACGUUCGAAGGUCAACUACAGCGACGUAUGCAGAUGCCCUCUAGAAUUAGACCCUCCACAAGUCCCGAGUCCUUGUGA